This is a messenger RNA of Morone saxatilis (striped sea-bass), 2230 nucleotides long. RefSeq names its product drebrin-like b (gene dbnlb). The coding region runs from base 72 to 1523 and encodes 483 amino acids. Gene Ontology annotation, molecular function: actin filament binding. The transcript has 15 exons. Gene Ontology annotation, cellular component: plasma membrane; actin filament; cortical actin cytoskeleton. NCBI's taxonomy places the organism in Eukaryota, Metazoa, Chordata, Actinopteri, Moronidae. Gene Ontology annotation, biological process: positive regulation of dendritic spine morphogenesis; neuron projection morphogenesis; regulation of actin filament polymerization. The record is from RefSeq and is a predicted model, not a curated record.
CAUCGCCACUCCUCCCAGUAAGGAAGGGCGCAUCCCGGAUAGCUAGCUGGCUAGCUGUACUCAGUGUAACGAUGGCAGUGAACCUCAGCAAAAAUGGCCCUGCAUUAACAGCUGCAUUUAAAGAAGUGGUGGAUGAAAAAUCCAACACCAACUGGGCCUUGUUCACGUACGAGGGAAACAGUAAUGAUAUCCGCCUGGCAGACAAAGGAGAUGGAGGACUGGAGGAGUUGGUUGAGGAAUUGAACAGUGGAAAAGUGAUGUAUGCUUUCUGCCGGGUCCAGGAUCCAAAUUCUGGUCUGCCUAAAUAUGUCCUCAUCAACUGGACUGGAGAAGGAGUGAAGGAUGCCAGGAAAGGAUUAUGUGCAAAUCACGUCAGCUCCAUGGCCAAUUUUCUUAAGGGGGCCCAUGUCACAAUAAACGCCAGAGCAGAGGAGGACGUGGAACCCGAGGCGAUCAUGCAAAAGGUGGCCAAAGCGUCGGGAGCGAACUACAGCUUCCACAAAGAAGCUUCCAGCCGCUUCCAGGACAGCGGCCCUCAGGGUCCCGUGGGCUCAGUGUACCAGAAGACCAACGCCAUGUCAGAAAUCAGAAAGACCAACAAAGACAACUUCUGGGCUCAGGCGGAGAAAGAAGAGGAGAAACGUCGCCAGGAGGAGCGGCGCAAGGCUGAGGAGGAGCGCAAGAUACUGGAGAAAGACACGAAAGACCGAGAGGCCAAGGAGGCAAUGCAAAGGGACAAAAGGGACAAGGAGAGGGCCACUCAAAUCGACCAACAAAAGAAGUACCAGCAGCAGCAGGAAUCCGAGAGUAAAGAGCAUGAGAAACAACGUUGGGAGGAGCAUGAGGAGAACCAGGCAGCCCAGAAGAAAGCAGUCAAGAGAGGUGAAUCUGUGGAAAAGGCCAACGAGGCAGCGUCUCUCAUCUCUCAGCGUGCCGUAAACCCCAGAGAGAUGUUCAAGCAGAGAGAGAGGGGAAUGACUCCCAGUGACUCUGACGUCCCCGCUGCCGCCCCUGCUAGCCCCCAGCCAGGGCGUCUGCAAAGCCCUUUUCUGUCUAAGCCAGUCUAUGAAAGUGAGCGAGCCAGCUCACCUCAGCGCCAAGCUUCUCCUGUCCCAGCAGGCUCCGCCUCUCCUGUCCGUGCCACAGAGCCUGAUGUGGAUGAUGGACAGUCCAGGUGUGAGUAUGAUGAGCAGGAGGAGACCCCCCAGGAGCAGCUGCAAGAGGAAGCACCCCCGGCUGCCAUCUCCCACAUCGAAGAGGCGGUUUAUGAAGAGCCGGCCCAGGUAGUGGAGGAGAUUAACUCCUAUGAGGUGACUGCUGAGGUGACUGCUGAGGAGACAUCAGACAGAGGCGUCUGUGCCAGAGCCUUAUAUGACUACCAGGCUGCUGACGACACCGAGAUCUCGUUCGAUCCCGACGAUAUCAUCACCGGGAUCGAGAUGAUAGACGAGGGCUGGUGGCGAGGAUACAGCCCAGACGGCCAUUUUGGAAUGUUCCCAGCCAAUUACGUGGAGCUUAUCUAGCCCAGCGCGUGCCAUCCCCCACCCCACCACCCCAGAUUAUCACACUGGCAGCCCUGGCAGUGGACCUCUGCAGUAAAACAACACACGCCAAAGUCGGUCCUCGCACACAAGUGAGCUGAUCAGGCUGAAACGGAGUAAAGCAUCCUCCACAUCAUGGACCAACGAACGGAUGGUAAUCGAGGCCAGAAGCUUUUGAAAUCUCUCCUCAUUUCAAAGAAAGCAAUUCCAUUAAAUUGAUGUUGUAAGCAAAUGAUGGCAUAGUUUAGGGAUUUGUGACGACCCCUAGUCUGACCAAAACUCCCUCCCACUCCCCCCCAAAUGAUCCAUCUCUUUACCUAUAAAUGUGAUGCAGUAAAAUAUCAGCCUUCGUUAAGUCUUAAAUUCAAUUGUGAGCAUUAAUGGCACUUCUUGUUAGCAUUCCUUACCAAGUGACUUCAGUUCUAUUUCAGGUAUAAUUCUUUUGUUGUUACUUGUAGCAAAUGUUCCUGUACAUUUCAGGAAAAAAAAAAAAAAUCAAAGAUGGCGGUACCGGCUACAGUAUAAUCUUUUGCCUUGUUUUUGCCUUUCUUUACCGGCAGACUGAAUUUCCCUCUUUCUUUUUUUUUUAUGUGAUUGAACUUACAUCCUGUGUGAAUUUCAAACCAUGUUUUAGUACUGAUCUGACUGUGGUUGAAGUGAAUAUUUAAAAAAAAAAAAAAAAGAAUAAA